CGCGUAUAAAUAGUUCCUCAAUGUGCCCAAAUAGUCACAGUAUAGAACUCUUCAACAAAGAAGAUGAACUUCUUACUAGCAGUAGUGACUACAGGGCUCGUGGUAGCAGUUUAUGGAAUAUCGGCCAGCCCGGUCCUGUCUCAGGACAGAAAAGUCCUCCUCUACAAGCACCACCAAGCCUGCCAGGCGAAGACUGGGGUCGACAAUCACCACUUCUCCCACAUCGAGGACGUCCUAAAAUCCGAAGAUGCCAAGCUCAAAGAGUACCUGCUGUGCUUCCUGCAAAAGUUGGGCUUCAUGAACGAACUGGGGGAGCUCCACCAGGAAAUGAUCAGGAAGAAGCUGAUGGACCUCCACGAGGAUCAUUCUAAUGUUGAGGUGGUAGUGAAGGAAUGCGUCGUUAGGAGAGAUCAGCCUAUGGAGUCUGCUUUCGGGUUUUACAAGUGCUACCAACGGCAUUACCCACAACAGGGAUUCCUGUCUCAGGUGAUCCACAUUUCUGAUGAAAUCCACAACAAACUGAGAGCGCACUACAGCCACUGCUCCACAGAAUCAGGAGUAGCCAGAGAAAUCCUGGAUAGGGCCUGCCAAGGAGAUUUCGCCGAAGAUGCGGCAUUGAGGAUAUUCUGGCACUGCUUCGCCAAGAGAGUCGGCUUCCAAAACGAAGAGGGCCAAAUUCUCGAAAAGGUCGUGAGAGAGAAACUCAGGGAGAUGGUACUCGACGAGGAUCAGAGCAAUAUUCUGAUAGAGAAAUGUUUGAGGGAGAGAGGUACACCUGAACAGACAGCUUUCGAAUUCAUGAGGUGUUUCGUCCGAAACACUCACUCCGAUGUUUGGAGGAAUCCCAUAAGCAAGGAGAGAGAACAACUUGCGCAAAUCCACUCCAAAUGCAGGAAGGAAUCUUCCAUCGAAGACACCCUCAUCGAGAAAUUCAAACGAGGAGAAUUCCAUGACCAUCCUCAAGGCAAAAAACAUCUUUUCUGCGUGUACAAGAACACGGGGCACAUCGAUGAACUCGGAGAAUUUAACCAUGAAAAAGUUAGGGAGAGGCUGGUUCAACAGUACUCCGACCCCAGCACGAUCGAGCGAUACAUAAAUAAGUGUUUGGUGAAGAAGGGUAGUCCUGAGGAGACCGCUUACUACGUGCAUACUUGUUUCUAUGAAAAUACACCCGAUAAAUUCAAUGUUUUCUCCGUACUGUGAGAUGUUGGAAAAUUUCGUUUAAUAUGUAGUAACAUUGUGUCCUACUGAUAUUUAUUUGAAUAAAUUAUUUUUAAUAAAUAAAUAAAUAAGUACAA
Messenger RNA from Phaedon cochleariae (mustard beetle), 1298 nucleotides. Lineage: Eukaryota; Metazoa; Arthropoda; Insecta; Coleoptera; Chrysomelidae. The record is from the annotation of a GenBank genome assembly.